AUGACGACGGAGUGGCUUGAUGAAGAACGUGAUCUACCGCUUCCAAGACAGAAAAAAGGAAUUGAAUAUGCUCAAACAGAGCCAGUGCACGGAUAUUUCGGUGUAAAAGAUAUUUUUGCUUUUGAAAAUGUUGGUUUCACUAGAUCAUCCGAAGGAAAAAGAUAUUUGGUUUGUGGUGAAUGUGAGCAAGGCCCAGUUGGUUUUGUAGAUCCAGCUACCGAAAUGAAUUAUAUCACACCAAAUCGUCUCGCCGAGCUCCCAGCUACAACAACCUCUGUGAAAAACUGA
Caenorhabditis remanei is the source of this 288-nucleotide messenger RNA. RefSeq lists its product as uncharacterized. Bases 1 to 288 code for a protein of 95 amino acids. Gene Ontology annotation, molecular function: guanyl-nucleotide exchange factor activity; zinc ion binding. The transcript has 2 exons. Gene Ontology annotation, biological process: small GTPase-mediated signal transduction; post-Golgi vesicle-mediated transport. The record is from RefSeq and is a predicted model, not a curated record. Lineage: Eukaryota; Metazoa; Nematoda; Chromadorea; Rhabditida; Rhabditidae. Gene Ontology annotation, cellular component: cytosol; membrane.